AGGAAGAGAAGAGCGAGUGGGCGGGAUCUAGACCCAGGCUGGAGUAGAGCAUCCCUGACCGCGGCUCGGCUAACGGCCAGAGAAGCGUCUCCAGACUGAUGCUGAGUCAGGUACAGGUGGAGUCACAUCCAGUUUGGCUUGGACCCUCCAGAAAUCAUGGAGGAGCUGGAACAUACCUGUCCACUGCCACGAACGACUCUUAUAGAGCCAGCCAUAUUUACCCCGGAGACGAGUUGUGAGUGUCGGGCUCCACACGAGAAGCUGACGGUAGAGCUAGCUCGACUCGGAAUGCCUGUGGACCGGCCGGUGCGAAUCUAUGCAGAUGGCAUCUUCGAUCUUUUUCAUUCUGGUCAUGCUCGUGCCCUGAUGCAGGCUAAGAAUCUGUUCCCUAACGCCUACCUUAUAGUCGGAGUAUGCAGUGAUGAACUCACUCACAAGUACAAGGGCUUCACCGUAAUGACAGAAGACGAACGGUACGAGGCAUUGAGACACUGCCGCUACGUUGAUGAGGUUUUGCGUGAUGCGCCCUGGACUCUGACCCAAGAGUUUUUAGAAAAACACAAGAUCGACUUUGUGGCGCAUGACGACAUCCCAUACUCCUCUGCUGGAUCUGAGGAUGUGUACAAGCAUAUUAAGGAGGCAGGUAUGUUUGUGCCCACUAAAAGGACAGAAGGGAUCUCAACAUCUGACCUGAUCACCCGGAUAGUGAGAGACUAUGACGUGUACGCUAGACGCAACUUGCAGAGGGGUUACACCGCUAAAGAACUGAAUGUCAGUUAUAUUAAUGAAAAGAAGUACCGUCUGCAGAACCAGGUGGACAGGAUGAAAGAGAAGGUGCGGACGGUAGAGGAGAAGUCCAAGCACUUUGUGUAUAGAGUGGAAGAGAAGAGCCAUGAUCUUAUUCAGAAGUGGGAGGAGAAAUCACGAGAGUUCAUUGGGAACUUCCUGGAGCUCUUUGGUCCAGAUGGGACAUGGAAGCAAAUGUUUCAGGAACGUAGUGGACGAAUGAUCCAGGCGUUUUCUCCACACGGCUCACCCAGCAGCAGCCCACCAAGGGACUUUUCCCCAUCCCGCUCUCCGUCACCUCCAUCCCGCUGGGCCAUGCCCCGAACCUCACCGCCCUCGUCCCCGAAGGGCGCCUCGGCCUCCAUCAGCAGCAUGAGCGAGGGUGACGAGGACGAGAAGUGAGGAAUAAACCAUCACACACAUAAUAGACUGCACUUUACCCACAAACACACACACAUUAGCAGCGAUGACAGGUCAACUACCCUCAUGGGAAAAUUUUAAGUACUGUACACAGCACAGGGUUGUUGAAGUCCUGUUUAGUUGUGCUGAUAUUACAGCAAAUAUUUGAAAGCCAUCGCAGCCCUGAACAGCCCUGAACAGAACGGGGGUGGGGGGAUUCACUGAAUCAAUUGCGGCCACUGUUAGUGUCUUUUCAUUGCACGUACUAUUUGUUGUUUUAGCACCCAAAUCAAUAAAAAAAAAAGAACAUCAACAGGAAUGAGCAAUAUCGGUAUUAUAAUGGUUAUUGGCCGAUAUAUUUAAGUGUUCAUGCUUGUACAAUUGUUUGGUUUCAUGUAUUUUUACAUUUAGAAUACCUUUGUCAUCAUCUUUAA
Molecule: messenger RNA, 1619 nt
Organism: Sinocyclocheilus anshuiensis
Lineage: Eukaryota; Metazoa; Chordata; Actinopteri; Cypriniformes; Cyprinidae
Gene: pcyt1ba
Product: phosphate cytidylyltransferase 1B, choline a
Exons: 8
Coding region: 157-1188 (343 amino acids)
Biological process (GO): CDP-choline pathway
Molecular function (GO): choline-phosphate cytidylyltransferase activity; phosphatidylcholine binding
Source: RefSeq, a predicted model, not a curated record